Molecule: messenger RNA, 1119 nt
Organism: Plasmodium inui San Antonio 1
Lineage: Eukaryota; Apicomplexa; Aconoidasida; Haemosporida; Plasmodiidae
Exons: 6
Coding region: 1-1119 (372 amino acids)
Source: RefSeq, a predicted model, not a curated record
AUGGAUAAUCGAAAGUACAUAGACAACGAACUAACGGGGGACUGGAUAUGCUCGGACGAAAAAUGCGGGAUUGUAAACUCGGCUCAGAGAACACACUGUAACCGAUGCAACAGAGUCAGGCCAAAAAGCACAAUGAAAAGAAAUCCCAAACAGGUGCUUUUCAAAGCGAACGAUUGGAAGUGUGACGAAUGCGGCAACAUUAAUUGGGCCAAGAGAGAAAAAUGUAACAUGUGUAGUAAGGCGAAGUUCCAAAAAAAGGGAAGCGACCCCAAGUGGAGUAAAGAAGUACGGACUGGCAAAGGUGGAGGCCACUACGACAUUCAGGGAAGUAACGAAAAGAGAGUCCAUGACUCGGACGACGAAGAGUAUGAUGAGUUUGGUCGGAAGAAGAAGAGGAAGAUAGUAGAUAAGGAUGUCAAAAAUGAUAAGGAUAAAGGCGAUAAUGACCCGACCAGGGACGCAAGUGGCUACAACAACAGAAGAGAGACUUUCUACUCAAAGGACACGUACAGAAAGAGACACGUUGAUCACUCCCGGUCAAGGAGUUUCCCCUCAAAUAAUUACCAAAGAGGUGGAGGUGGAGGCGGCUAUUACAAGAGCCACUACGACCGCAGGAAGGAGAACGGGGGUUACAGUGCCGGUCGGUACGAUGGAGGCAGCAGGCAUGAUGACCGAAGCAGACAUGAUGACGGAAGAAGAUACGAUGAAGGCAGCAGGCAUGAUGAUCGAAGUAGACACGAUGAUCGAAGCGGGCCUGGUGACCGAAGCAGACACGAUGACGGAAGAAGAUACGAUGAUGAAGGCAGCAGGCAUGAUGAUCGAAGUAGACACGAUGAUCGAAGCGGGCCUGGUGACCGAAGCAGACACGAUGACGGAAGAAGAUACGAUGGAGGCAGCAGGCAUGAUGAUCGAAGUAGACACGAUGAUCGAAGCGGGCAUGGUGACCGAAGCAGAUACGAUGAACGAAGUAGAUACGAUGACGGAAGAAGACACGAUGAGCGAAGCAGAUACGAUGGCCGAAGCAGACAUGAUGAGCGGAACCGCCAGGGCGGCAACCGGCACGACGACAGCAGCACGCACGAGCGAAAACCGAACUACGACAGUGAUAGGCGGCACUAG